Molecule: messenger RNA, 3035 nt
Organism: Cydia strobilella
Lineage: Eukaryota; Metazoa; Arthropoda; Insecta; Lepidoptera; Tortricidae
Gene: MED19
Product: mediator of RNA polymerase II transcription subunit 19
Exons: 3
Coding region: 123-836 (237 amino acids)
Biological process (GO): positive regulation of transcription by RNA polymerase II
Cellular component (GO): mediator complex
Molecular function (GO): transcription factor binding; transcription coregulator activity
Source: RefSeq, a predicted model, not a curated record
ACUUUGCAGAUUUGUCAAAAAUCUGGAGAAGAGAAGGGUGUAUAGCUAUAUAGUGGUGGUUUUUAAUAUUAUUUAGUGUAUAUCUUAAUUUUAUGUUUGUUAGGAGAUAAUGAUAAUGCAAGAUGAUGUCUGAUCAAUUUAGAAAGGUGGAACCAUACUCGCCAAAGUCCUCGCCGAGGGGCGGUAGGUCGCCAGUGGUCUCUCGGCAGGACUCCUCUGGCACUCUCAAGACUACCAUUCAGCUCGGCAAAAAUCCUUCUAUCGUACAUAGCGGACCUUUUUAUUUAAUGAAAGAACCUCCUGGAGAAUGUGAACUCACUGGAGCUACAAACCUAAUGGCAUGUUAUGGUCUUGAGCAUUCAUAUAGUAAAUUUAAUGGAAAGAAGCUCAAAGAAUCUUUAUCCUCCUUUUUACCAAAUCUACCAGGCAUUGUGGAUGGGCCGGGGCAAGAAGACAACAGUACCCUGGGCUCGGUAAUAGCCAAGAGGCCUAUAGGUGGCAAGGAGCUGUUGCCGCUUACAAGUGCACAGUUGGCAGGAUUCCGCCUGCAUCCUGGGCCUCUGCCUGAACAGUACCGCUAUGUUAGCUCCACUCCACCAAAGAGGCAUAAGAGCAAACACAAGAAACAUAAACAUAAGGAUGGGGUGCCGCCUGGUCAAGAUACUCCAUUGCAAGACUCCUCCAACCCAGACACGUACGAAAAGAAGCACAAAAAGCAAAAGCGUCACGACGACGACGCCAAGGAGCGCAAAAAGAGGAAAAAGGAAAAGAAACGGAAAAAGCAGAAGCACAGCCCCGAGCAAGGCAACCUUACGCCCAACCAACAUGCCACGUAGGCGGCUCCAAGCAUAAUAUGGAAAUGUUUUUAGCUCUGAUAUUUUAUACAGUAAUUGCCAUCCCACCUAAUUUUAAAUUAGGAUUCUGAACUUAUAUGGUUACUAAAUACAUUCUGAGGGUGUAAAAUAUUGUAUAGAGCAGUGUUUUUGCUCUAAACCGUUUGUAAUGUUUUUUUUUUUCUUUUAACUUAGGCUUUACACAGAUUUAAAAAAACUGGUUUUACUACUAAGGUAUGAACAAUAUUCAUGAUCUGAAUUUAUUUAGUAAUUAUGGAGGUUCCCAAUCUUAAUUUAAGAUUGUGUGGGAUAAGCCAAAGUGGUUACAGAUACUUUAGGAACUUUAGGAAUUAGCAUCAAAAAUGUAGACGUCAAGUGCACUGACUUUUGCCCUUUGUAAAAGCCUAUAAGUGCAUACAUCCACACAUAAUUUGGUAAACAGCAAAACAGCAUUUACACCUGACAAAAAAUAGUUAUUUGUGCAACAAGAGAGAAAAGUUGGUUUUUCUUGAGAGUGUUUUUUUUUAGUCCCGAGAAAGCGAAAGAUUCUAAGUUAGAAUCUUGAGCGUAGCGAGGGACUCAAAAACACGAGAUGUAAAAUAACUUUGCUCUUGUGUUGCACACAUAGUUUUUCACCUCAGUAGUGAGAACAUAUGAAUGGUUAAAAUGUAUUUCGAAUUACACAGAAUAAUACAGAAAAAAAAAUGUUAUCAAAGUAUGAAGUGGCAGUUCAUGGCCUUCACUAAAUUAAAAAGCUACUUUGUUUCACUUCCUGGAGUGAGGAAAGUCGCACUUUCCUCACUCCAGGGAGUGACGAAAGUAGGCUUGUUCGAGCUGCUGAGGUGAAAAAUAUAUUUACAAAGGCAGAAUCUGAGAAUGAAAUUUAUAAGUAUAUAUUUAAAAAGAAACAAGGAAAAUAUGAUGCUCUUUGUCUCUAAUAAAGUAAACUGCCAAAUUUGAACAUAGUUAAAUGCAUAAUGAUGCCUUUUCAUCUGAUUGAUGCAGCUAUUUUCUUAUGAAUAAAGAAUCCCCAAAAUAUUGGUUCCGUAUAAUUUGAUGCACAAAAGAUUGUUUACCAAGCAGAGCAGGAAUUAGUAUCCUAAGCCAAUAAAAAAUUAUAAAAUAUUGUUUUUGUGUCAUGUGGAAUGUACUAAUAUAAAGUUCUUGAGUUUAUAGAUGCUUAAAUGAUAAUUUUUAAAAUGAAUUAUUUUAUACUGCUUAUAUAAACUACUUGCCACAUGAUGACUGAUGUUGCUCAGGUUUUACUAGAGAUGAACCACAGGACCCACAACACAACAUAAAUAUACUAGCCACAUUAAUAGGUAAUGUUGUAAGUAAAUACAUGUUUUACUAAAAAAAUUUUCGUAGAGCUGGCGCGAAAUGUCUAUUCAAAUCUUAAGCCAGUCCUUUUAAAGCUGUGGAGCUGUAACUAUUGGCUGGCCAAUCAUAAACCGUAUUGCAAAGAGAUAAGACAUAUUUCUGGUCACUUAAGUGCGUUUCUGUUAGUGCAUAGAAAACUAAUUGCAUCUUUUUAAACAUGUAAAAUAGGUUCAAAAUCCAAAAGCAAGUUACGCGGAGCGUUCCUGGAAAUAUGUGACGUUUUCAACUAAAAGGUACCACAUUGUCGUUUGUCGAUAAAGUUGAUUUCAAAUUAAAGCUUUAUGGUAAUAGCGUCUUUAUUGACAACCGACAAUAAGUACCCGUUUGGUUGAAAACGGCACAUAUGUAGAACAUCUGUAGUCUACGAGAUAGUCACGUUGUGAAGUGACGCAUUAUUUAUAAUUAUUGUGAGUCAGUUCGGAGCGUGUCGUAUCUUCCUCUUUUAAUACUGUUAUGAGUGUAUACAUUGUGUCACUGUAAAUAUCGAUAUCAUGCUUAGCAACUACCUACUCUAAAUGUGUUUUAAGAUUUUAUUUUGGUACACUUUUCUAAAGUACAUUUUUACUCAUAUAAUUUUUAGUUUUUUAAAUUGUGUGCUAAUACUGACACAAUCAUUACAUAGUGAAAUGUUUCUUAGUCCUUGAUUCUAAAAUCUUCUUUUCUUUAAACAUGUAAGUUCAACCACAGUAGAAAGUGAUAAUGUUUUGUGCUAGUUCUAAGUUUGUUAAUUUCAUGUUAUUUGUGCACCAUUACUCUGUAAAUAAUCAGUUUAAUUCAUCAUACUAUAAUUACUUGAAUAAAUAAAAUGGUAUUAAGAUGUUA